Molecule: messenger RNA, 2079 nt
Organism: Marchantia polymorpha subsp. ruderalis
Lineage: Eukaryota; Viridiplantae; Streptophyta; Marchantiopsida; Marchantiales; Marchantiaceae
Source: the annotation of a GenBank genome assembly
GAGCAUCGGUGUUGGGAAGCGAGGGAGCGAGGGAGCGAGGGGUGGGCGGGCCCCGCCGAGCAUCAGUCAAGGCGAUCGGGAGAGCGAUUCCCUUCGAUUCUAUUCGUUUGAUUUUAUUAAUUUGUGGAGGAAUUGAUUUCCGCGGCUUUUCUUUAAUUUCUUCGACCGCUCUUCGCCUCCUGCGUCGACCGAAUGUUCUUCGUCUUCCUCCUCCUCCUCGUCCUCCUCUUCGUGUGCACCCCGAGCGCUGCGCUACUUCUCGAUUCGUCUGCUCGCCAUCCGUCGUCCUUGCGCCUUUAAAAUCCGCUUCCGCCUUGGAACCUCAUCGCUGUGUGCAAGCGCGUAACUCUGAGUCGUCGCGUAUCUGUUUCUUUCAUCUUUUGAUCGAUCUGUUUAUCUUUCUAUCUGUUUGUUUCAUCGGCUAGUGUUUUGUUUAUCGAACCGGAAGGAAAGAAGGGAGGGCUGAACAAUAAGAAGAAGACGAAGAAGAGGAUCUGAUUUCUGCGUCCUGAUCGGGGAGGCUGCGGAGUCGUAGCGUGCGUUGUGUCGUCGGGAUGGCUAACGUUGAGGAGCAGAAGCCCUUGAUGCAGCAGGAUGAGGAGGAGAAUCUGUACAGGGGCGAGAAGGAGCCCGGGGCCAAGAAUGGUGAGGCCGAUGCAGAGCAAGAGCCAGCCGUUGCGCCGCUCGAGCACCCGGAGAACAUGUACGUAGUGACCCAGCCCGAAGUUCGCCAGCGUCAGCCGUGGAGGACGGGGCUGUUCUCCUGUAUGGGCAACAAUGACGAGUUCGUCAGCAGCGACCUUGAAGUUUGUGUACUGGGAUUGUUCGCACCUUGCGUUCUUUAUGGCAGUACCAUGGAGCGCCUCUAUCCAGGGCAGGCUACCUUUUCCAGUCACUGCAUGGCGUACAGCAGCCUUUACUUCAUGGGCCACUUCCUGUUCAAUGGCAACUUUCUUGCACCAUGCUUUUCCUUUCCAAGUCGAACUGCUCUUCGUCAAUCAUACAAUCUCGAGGGACAUGGCGAGUCUUUGGUCAAUUCUACCGGAUGCUGCGCCAGUCUAGUUCGUGACGAGGAAAAAUUGGAACGUUGUGAAUCAAUGUUGGACUUUGCCGCCCAUUUCUGCUGUCACCAGUGCUCUCUCUGUCAAGAAGGUCGCGAGAUCCGCCGCAGAACAGUCCAUCCAGCUCACAGACCUCGUUAUUACAUGGCAAUGGCUCCCCCAGCUCCUCAAGUCAUGUCUCCUCCACAGUAAUCAGGUUGUGACUUCCUCCGGAGACUCACGUUAGGAAGCUGCUAAGGUCGGAAUCUGUUCUUGGAUGCUCUGGGUGCCUCUUUUCUUCUCAGAGACACGGUGACGAAGAACGUGCAACUAGCCUAGACCUGGAAUCAUCCAAUUCCGAACAAUUUCAAACUGUUUCCUGCUUUAGCUUUGGAUGGCUAGUGGAUGAUUCAUUGUGGUCUUGCCCUCUCGCCUGGUUGUUCUUCCUGUAUAAGUGAUCAACAUAAGGCAAGACUCAUUGUAUUCAUCAUUCGGAAUGCGAUGUGUUUGUGCCUCAGGCGAUUAGAUACUUGGCGGACCACGCACAGGGACUUAUAUAUAGCUCACAUACAACAGGAUACAAAGAAUCUUCUCUACACUUAGUAAUCAUUGUAAACUUGUAAGUAAAUUGUUUUGUUGCUCGAUUCCAGCCAGGCUUGAGCUCCGCACAACAUAUAUAGUUUAAUCCACAUUCUAUGAAGUGUAGAUCAAGGUUGGCAAAAGCAGUUACUGUGUUAUGGUCCUUUACCGUGUCUGUCUAUUGUUUUAAUCGCCAAAGUAAGUAUAUAUGCAUGUACUAUCUCUGAAUACAGGUGAGAUUGGCCACGCAUAGAAAGACGUCUACACUCCAAGUUUAGAUCAGGGUUUGUACUAAUAGACUUGAUAGUUGGUCAGUGUAAAGUUCUUUUCCAUCAUUUUUGGUGGAAAAGAACUUAAUGACUUAAGGCUAAGGUAUUAUGACAUCUUGAAAAUCAAAUUUAGGAAAUUUGACCGCCAGGCCUGGAAAUGUCGAUCAUUGUAGAAAGGAAGUCCGUCGUUU